Melopsittacus undulatus (budgerigar) is the source of this 10510-nucleotide messenger RNA. RefSeq names its product deleted in malignant brain tumors 1 (gene DMBT1). The transcript has 43 exons. Bases 29 to 10510 code for a protein of 3493 amino acids. The record is from RefSeq and is a predicted model, not a curated record. Gene Ontology annotation, cellular component: membrane; synaptic cleft; terminal bouton. Lineage: Eukaryota; Metazoa; Chordata; Aves; Psittaciformes; Psittaculidae.
UCAAAUCUUCACAUCAUCCGGGCAUCAGAUGACCAUCCUGUUCCACAGUGACAACAGUGGAACCCAGAGAGGUUUCCAAGCCUACUACUACUCAUUUCCCACCUCCAGCAGCACCACAGUGCCAAGUACCUCCAGCUCUACUCUCCUCAUGUCAUCAGCUACAGAAUAUAAUUCUUGUGGUGGCCUGCUUUCCUCUCCAUCUGGUACAUUACAGAGUCCAUUUUACCCCGGAAAUUAUCCCAACAAUGCCAACUGUGUUUGGGUAAUAGAAGCAAAGAACAAUUUCCGUGUCACACUCUCAUUUAGAGAUGUUCAGAUGGAAGGGGGCAGAUGCCUGUCUGACUACGUGGAAGUCUAUGAUGGGCCACUCCAUACUUCUCCUCUCCUUGGGAAAUUCUGUUCUGGGUCUUUUCGCACAUACACAUCUUCCUCGAACCUGCUGACUGUCCGAUUUCACAGUAACUCUCGAUACACAUACAGAGGGUUUCAGGCUGACUAUUACUUCACUCAAGCAGAUCAGAGCACCACACUGCUGUGUUUGCCAGACUACAUGCGUGUAGCUGUGAGCAGAUACUUCCUUCAGUCACACGGCUACUCCGCUUGGAAUCUCACCUUGAAGGACCCCUAUUGCAAACCCAACAUCACAUCAAACUCUGUUAUAUUUGAGAUACCAUACACUCACUGUGGCACAGUGAGAGAGGGAAACAACGAUACAAUAACCUAUUCCAAUGUUAUUAGAGGAUCCUCUUCUGAUACUGUAAUCACAAGGAAUAAAGACCUUCAUCUGCACAUCAACUGCAAAAUGCUCCAGAACACAUGGGCCCAAACAAUGUAUGUUGUGGAGGACAAUUUUGAAGUCAAUGAAACUCAGUAUGGCAGAUAUGAUGUAAACCUUACAUUCUAUCAUUCUGCAUCCUUCUCACGGCCAGUGAACGACUUCCCAUACUACGUUAACCUGGAUCAGAAUUUGUUCCUUGAAGCUUACCUGCACAGCUCUGAUCCAAACCUGGUGUUAUUUGUGGACACCUGUGUGGCAUCUCCCACUCCCCACAAUUUUACAACAGUGACUCAUGAUAUAAUCAGGAAUGGGUGUGUUCGAGAUUCUACUUAUGCUACAUAUUAUUCACCCUACAGAUACAUGGUCCGGUUUAAAUUCAAUGCCUUUCAGUUUGUUCGUCACAAUCCACUGGUUUACCUGCAGUGUGAACUAGUGGUGUGCAGGGCCUAUGACUAUUCCUCCAGAUGCUACCAAGGAUGUGUUACUAGGUCCAAGAGAGAGGCAAGCUCUGUCCAAGAGAGUGUGACUGUAGUUGCUGGCCCAAUACAGCUGAAAGAAGCUGGUGCUGAGGAUAGGAAUGAACGUGCCUCCCUGAGCCUGGUGAACGGUGGACACCGGUGUCAGGGCCGUGUAGAGAUUUCAACCUAUGGGGGCCACGGCACCGUCUGUGAUGACAGCUGGGACCUGCAGGAUGCCCAGGUCGUGUGCAGGCAGCUGGGAUGUGGCUUUGCUGUUGCUGCAACUUCCAAUGCCUACUUUGGACAAGGCACGGGCAGCAUCUACCUGGACGACGUGCGCUGCAGAGGGAACGAGUCCUCCCUCUUCCAGUGCAGCCACAAUGGCUGGGGUGUCCACAACUGUGGCCACAGUGAAGAUGCUGGUGUUAUCUGCUCAGAGGGUGGCAAUCCUAGAACUUUUCCUACGUUUUCCCUUUCUCCUCCUUUGCCAGGGGCCUCCCUGAGCCUGGUGAACGGUGGACACCGGUGUCAGGGGCGUGUAGAGAUUUCAACCUAUGGGGGCCACGGCACCGUCUGUGAUGACAGCUGGGACCUGCAGGAUGCCCAGGUCGUGUGCAGGCAGCUGGGAUGUGGCUUUGCUGUUGCUGCAACUUCCAAUGCCUACUUUGGACAAGGCACGGGCAGCAUCUACCUGGACGACGUGCGCUGCAGAGGGAACGAGUCCUCCCUCUUCCAGUGCAGCCACAAUGGCUGGGGUGUCCACAACUGUGGCCACAGUGAAGAUGCUGGUGUUAUCUGCUCAGCAGAGACAGGAAAGACAGCAGAGGGUGGCAAUCCUAGAGAUUUUCCCACGUUUUCCCUUUCUCUUCCUUUGCCAGGUGCCUCCCUGAGCCUGGUGAACGGUGGACACCGGUGUCAGGGGCGUGUAGAGAUUUCAACCUAUGGGGGCCACGGCACCGUCUGUGAUGACAGCUGGGACCUGCAGGAUGCCCAGGUCGUGUGCAGGCAGCUGGGAUGUGGUUUUGCUGUGGCUGCAACUUCCAAUGCCUACUUUGGACAAGGCACGGGCAGCAUCUACCUGGACGACGUGCGCUGCAGAGGGAACGAGUCCUCCCUCUUCCAGUGCAGCCACAAUGGCUGGGGUGUCCACAACUGUGGCCACAGUGAAGAUGCUGGUGUUAUCUGCUCAGAUGCCACAGCCUCAACCACAGAAAGCUCCAUAACAGGCAUUCCUCCAGGUGCCUCCCUGAGCCUGGUGAACGGUGGACACCGGUGUCAGGGGCGUGUAGAGAUUUCAACCUAUGGGGGCCACGGCACCGUCUGUGAUGACAGCUGGGACCUGCAGGAUGCCCAGGUCGUGUGCAGGCAGCUGGGAUGUGGCUUUGCUGUUGCUGCAACUUCCAAUGCCUACUUUGGACAAGGCACGGGCAGCAUCUACCUGGACGACGUGCGCUGCACAGGGAACGAGUCCUCCCUCUUCCAGUGCAGCCACAAUGGCUGGGGUGUCCACAACUGUGGCCACAGUGAAGAUGCUGGUGUUAUCUGCUCAGGUGCCUCCCUGAGCCUGGUGAACGGUGGACACCGGUGUCAGGGCCGUGUAGAGAUUUCAACCUAUGGGGGCCACGGCACCGUCUGUGAUGACAGCUGGGACCUGCAGGAUGCCCAGGUCGUGUGCAGGCAGCUGGGAUGUGGUUUUGCUGUGGCUGCAACUUCCAAUGCCUACUUUGGACAAGGCACGGGCAGCAUCUACCUGGACGACGUGCGCUGCAGAGGGAACGAGUCCUCCCUCUUCCAGUGCAGCCACAAUGGCUGGGGUGUCCACAACUGUGGCCACAGUGAAGAUGCUGGUGUUAUCUGCUCAGCAGAGACAGGAAAGACAGCAGAGGGUGGCAAUCCUAGAGAUUUUCCCACGUUUUCCCUUUCUCUUCCUUUGCCAGGUGCCUCCCUGAGCCUGGUGAACGGUGGACACCGGUGUCAGGGGCGUGUAGAGAUUUCAACCUAUGGGGGCCACGGCACCGUCUGUGAUGACAGCUGGGACCUGCAGGAUGCCCAGGUCGUGUGCAGGCAGCUGGGAUGUGGUUUUGCUGUGGCUGCAACUUCCAAUGCCUACUUUGGACAAGGCACGGGCAGCAUCUACCUGGACAACGUGAGCUGCACAGGGAACGAGUCCUCCCUCUUCCAGUGCAGCCACAAUGGCUGGGGUGUCCACAACUGUGGCCACAGUGAAGAUGCUGGUGUUAUCUGCUCAGCAGAGACAGGAAAGACAGCAGAGGGUGGCAAUCCUAGAGAUUUUCCCAUGUUUUCCCUUUCUCUUCCUUUGCCAGGUGCCUCCCUGAGCCUGGUGAACGGUGGACACCGGUGUCAGGGCCGUGUAGAGAUUUCAACCUAUGGGGGCCACGGCACCGUCUGUGAUGACAGCUGGGACCUGCAGGAUGCCCAGGUCGUGUGCAGGCAGCUGGGAUGUGGCUUUGCUGUUGCUGCAACUUCCAAUGCCUACUUUGGACAAGGCACGGGCAGCAUCUACCUGGACGACGUGCGCUGCACAGGGAACGAGUCCUCCCUCUUCCAGUGCAGCCACAAUGGCUGGGGUGUCCACAACUGUGGCCACAGUGAAGAUGCUGGUGUUAUCUGCUCAGCAGAGGGUGGCAAUCCUAGAGCUUUUCCCACGUUUUCCCUUUCUCGUCCUUUGCCAGGUGCCUCCCUGAGCCUGGUGAACGGUGGACACCGGUGUCAGGGCCGUGUAGAGAUUUCAACCUAUAGGGGCCACGGCACCGUCUGUGAUGACAGCUGGGACCUGCAGGAUGCCCAGGUCGUGUGCAGGCAGCUGGGAUGUGGCUUUGCUGUUGCUGCAACUUCCAAUGCCUACUUUGGACAAGGCACGGGCAGCAUCUACCUGGAUGACGUGCGCUGCACAGGGAACGAGUCCUCCCUCUUCCAGUGCAGCCACAAUGGCUGGGGUGUCCACAACUGUGCCCACAAUGAAGAUGCUGGUGUUAUCUGCUCAGGUACCAUUGCUUUUCCUUUGCAGAAUUCAGGAAAACUAUGGCCUUCCUCCUUUUCCACAGUGAGUGGCUCAGAGGGAGGUGCCUCCCUGAGCCUGGUGAACGGUGGACACCGGUGUCAGGGACGUGUAGAGAUUUCAACCUAUAGGGGCCACGGCACCGUCUGUGAUGACAGCUGGGACCUGCAGGAUGCCCAGGUCGUGUGCAGGCAGCUGGGAUGUGGCUUUGCUGUUGCUGCAACUUCCAAUGCCUACUUUGGACAAGGCACGGGCAGCAUCUACCUGGAUGACGUGCGCUGCACAGGGAGCGAGUCCUCCCUCUUCCAGUGCAGCCACAAUGGCUGGGGUGUCCACAACUGUGCCCACAGUGAAGAUGCUGGUGUUAUCUGCUCAGAUGCCACAGCCUCAACCACAGAAAGCUCCACAACAGCCAUUCCUCCAGGUGCCUCCCUGAGCCUGGUGAACGGUGGACACCGGUGUCAGGGACGUGUAGAGAUUUCAACCUAUGGGGGCCACGGCAGCGUCUGUGAUGACAGCUGGGACCUGCAGGAUGCCCAGGUCGUGUGCAGGCAGCUGGGAUGUGGCUUUGCUGUUGCUGCAACUUCCAAUGCCUACUUUGGACAAGGCACGGGCAGCAUCUACCUGGAUGAUGUGCGCUGCACAGGGAACGAGUCCUCCCUCUUCCAGUGCAGCCACAAUGGCUGGGGUGUCCACAACUGUGUCCACAGUGAAGAUGCUGGUGUUAUCUGCUCAGGUACUAUUCCUUUUCUUUCGUUUUUUUUUCCAGCUAAAAAAUAUAUUUGUGGUGGCUUACUUUUUAAUCCCUCCGGAACACUUCAGAGUCCUUAUUAUCCUAUGAGUUAUCCUGAUAAUGCAGAUUGUUUGUGGCAAAUACAAGUAGAGAAUAAUUUCCGCAUUACACUCACAUUUAGAAGUAUUCAGUUGCAAGGUGGAUGCCAGAAUGACUAUAUUGAGAUUUAUGAUGGGCCACCCAAUACUUCUCCUCUGCUUGGAAGAAUUUGUUCUAAUUAUGGUCAUACAUACACAUCAUCGUCCAACUUCAUGGCUGUCAGAUUUCGCAGUGACUCCAGGUAUUCCGGUAGAGGGUUUUAUGCUGAGUACCGGUCUAUUCCAACAGACCAUACCACCACUCUUGCAUGCUUGCCAACAUACAUGCGCGCAGCAGUGGACCGGCAUUAUCUCCAGUCACAGGGCUAUUCAGUGUGGAACAUCAGCUUGUCUGACCCUUACUGUAGACCAACAUUUACAUCAACUGAGGUUAUAUUCAACAUUCCAUACAUUGGCUGCGGUACACGUAGACAGGGCAACAAUGAAACGAUCAGCUACUCCAAUGUGAUAAGAGUGCCUGCUUUCGGUUACAUCAUCAAGAGGCAAAGGGACCUUUACUUGAGUGUCAGCUGCAAAAUACUCCGGAACACCUGGGUGCAAGCAACGUACAUUGCCAAUGACACCAUUAAUGUCAAUGAAAGUCUGUCCCAGUAUGGCAGAUACAGCAUGAACCUGACAUUUUACAAUUCCUCAUCUUUCUUGUGGCCAGUGCAUGACUUCCCAUACUACGUUGACCUGAAUCAGAAUUUGUUCCUUCAAGCUUCCCUUCACAGCUCUGACCCAGAUCUGGUGGUGUUUGUGGACACAUGUGUGGCAUCACCUGAUCCUAACAACUUUAGAACACUGACCUAUGAAUUGAUCAGAAGUGGGUGUGUCAAGGAUCCUACCUACUCUUCUUACUAUUCACCAUACAGCAGUGUUGCUCGGUUUGCCUUUAAUGCUUUUUCAUUCGUUAAUCAACACCAAUCAGUUUACCUGCAGUGUGAGCUUGUGGUGUGCAGAACCUAUGACUACUCUUCCCGCUGCUAUCAAGGUUGUGUUAAUAGAUUCAAGAGGGAUUCAGGCUCUUCCCAUGAAAAGAUGAGUGUUGUUGUUGGACCUGUCCAGCUCCGGGAAGCUCAUGCUGAGAACAGGAAUGUUGGUAAGUUUAUCCGCCUGGUGAAUGGAAGGCACAGAUGUGAAGGUCGCGUUGAAGUCUAUUACAGAAGACGGUGGGGGACAGUUUGUGAUGAUUUCUGGGACUUUUCUGACGCCCAGGUUGUGUGCAGGCAGCUGGGAUGCGGCAGGGUCAUUGCGGCUCCAGGCAGUGCUUACUUUGGGCGAGGCUCAGGUGAUAUCCUGCUGGACAAUGUGCAGUGCAAUGGAGAUGAGGUCUCCUUGUUUCUGUGUAAACAUCUCGGAUGGAAGGUACACAACUGUGCCCACUAUGAAGAUGCUGGUGUUGUCUGUUCAGGGCCCAUCCUGCGCCUGUCGGGUGGGAGGCAGAGCUGCGAGGGCCGCGUGGAGCUGUGGGACGGCAGCAGCUGGGGCACAGUGUGCGACGACCUGUGGGACCUGCGCGCUGCCCGCGUGGUGUGCGCGCAGCUGGGCUGCGGGGAGCCCGUGGCAGCCCCGGGCAGUGCGCGCUUCGGGCCCGGCUCCGGACGCAUCCUCCUGGACGACGUGCAGUGCCGUGGGGAUGAGCCCUCGCUCCAGAGGUGCCGGCACAGCGGUUGGGGCGUGCACAACUGCCGGCACGUGGAGGACGCCGGCGUCGUCUGUGCAGGUCUGUGGGCAGCAAAGGCACCGGGGCUAUGGCGGAUCACAGCGGGGCCCAUCCUGCGCCUGUCGGGUGGGAGGCAGAGCUGCGAGGGCCGCGUGGAGCUGUGGGACGGCAGCAGCUGGGGCACAGUGUGCGACGACCUGUGGGACCUGCGCGCUGCCCGCGUGGUGUGCGCGCAGCUGGGCUGCGGGGAGCCCGUGGCAGCCCCGGGCAGUGCGCGCUUCGGGCCCGGCUCCGGACGCAUCCUCCUGGACGACGUGCAGUGCCGUGGGGACGAGCCCUCGCUCCAGAGCUGCCGGCACAGCGGUUGGGGCGUGCACAACUGCCGGCACGUGGAGGACGCCGGCGUCAUCUGUGCAGCAGUACCUACAACAGCUCCUGCCCAAGCGCCAAACACAACAGGGCCCAUCCUGCGCCUGUCGGGUGGGAGGCAGAGCUGCGAGGGCCGCGUGGAGCUGUGGGACGGCAGCAGCUGGGGCACAGUGUGCGACGACCUGUGGGACCUGCGCGCUGCCCGCGUGGUGUGCGCGCAGCUGGGCUGCGGGGAGCCCGUGGCAGCCCCGGGCAGUGCGCGCUUCGGGCCCGGCUCCGGACGCAUCCUCCUGGACGACGUGCAGUGCCGUGGGGACGAGCCCUCGCUCCAGAGCUGCCGGCACAGCGGUUGGGGCGUGCACAACUGCCGGCACGUGGAGGACGCCGGCGUCAUCUGUGCAGCAGUAUCUACAACCGCUCCUACACAAGUGCCAUCCACAACAGGGCCCAUCCUGCGCCUGUCGGGUGGGAGGCAGAGCUGCGAGGGCCGCGUGGAGCUGUGGGACGGCAGCAGCUGGGGCACAGUGUGCGACGACCUGUGGGACCUGCGCGCUGCCCGCGUGGUGUGCGCGCAGCUGGGCUGCGGGGAGCCCGUGGCAGCCCCGGGCAGUGCGCGCUUCGGGCCCGGCUCCGGACGCAUCCUCCUGGACGACGUGCAGUGCCGUGGGGACGAGCCCUCGCUCCAGAGCUGCCGGCACAGCGGUUGGGGCGUGCACAACUGCCGGCACGUGGAGGACGCCGGCGUCAUCUGUGCAGCAGUACCUACAACAGCUCCUGCCCAAGCGCCAAACACAACAGGGCCCAUCCUGCGCCUGUCGGGUGGGAGGCAGAGCUGCGAGGGCCGCGUGGAGCUGUGGGACGGCAGCAGCUGGGGCACAGUGUGCGACGACCUGUGGGACCUGCGCGCUGCCCGCGUGGUGUGCGCGCAGCUGGGCUGCGGGGAGCCCGUGGCAGCCCCGGGCAGUGCGCGCUUCGGGCCCGGCUCCGGACGCAUCCUCCUGGACGACGUGCAGUGCCGUGGGGACGAGCCCUCGCUCCAGAGCUGCCGGCACAGCGGUUGGGGCGUGCACAACUGCCGGCACGUGGAGGACGCCGGCGUCAUCUGUGCAGGGCCCAUCCUGCGCCUGUCGGGUGGGAGGCAGAGCUGCGAGGGCCGCGUGGAGCUGUGGGACGGCAGCAGCUGGGGCACAGUGUGCGACGACCUGUGGGACCUGCGCGCUGCCCGCGUGGUGUGCGCGCAGCUGGGCUGCGGGGAGCCCGUGGCAGCCCCGGGCAGUGCGCGCUUCGGGCCCGGCUCCGGACGCAUCCUCCUGGACGACGUGCAGUGCCGUGGGGACGAGCCCUCGCUCCAGAGCUGCCGGCACAGCGGUUGGGGCGUGCACAACUGCCGGCACGUGGAGGACGCCGGCGUCAUCUGUGCAGGUCUGUGGGCAGCAAAGGCACCGGGGCUAUCGCGGAUCACAGCGGGGCCCAUCCUGCGCCUGUCGGGUGGGAGGCAGAGCUGCGAGGGCCGCGUGGAGCUGUGGGACGGCAGCAGCUGGGGCACAGUGUGCGACGACCUGUGGGACCUGCGCGCUGCCCGCGUGGUGUGCGCGCAGCUGGGCUGCGGGGAGCCCGUGGCAGCCCCGGGCAGUGCGCGCUUCGGGCCCGGCUCCGGACGCAUCCUCCUGGACGACGUGCAGUGCCGUGGGGACGAGCCCUCGCUCCAGAGCUGCCGGCACAGCGGUUGGGGCGUGCACAACUGCCGGCACGUGGAGGACGCCGGUGUCGUCUGUGCAGGUCUGUGGGCAGCAAAGGCACUGGGGCUAUCGCGGAUCACAGCGGGGCCCAUCCUGCGCCUGUCGGGUGGGAGGCAGAGCUGCGAGGGCCGCGUGGAGCUGUGGGACGGCAGCAGCUGGGGCACAGUGUGCGACGACCUGUGGGACCUGCGCGCUGCCCGCGUGGUGUGCGCGCAGCUGGGCUGCGGGGAGCCCGUGGCAGCCCCGGGCAGUGCGCGCUUCGGGCCCGGCUCCGGACGCAUCCUCCUGGACGACGUGCAGUGCCGUGGGGACGAGCCCUCGCUCCAGAGGUGCCGGCACAGCGGUUGGGGCGUGCACAACUGCCGGCACGUGGAGGACGCCGGCGUCGUCUGUGCAGCACCUUAUUUCUGUGGUGGCUCAAUCUCAAAUUCCUCUGGGAUAUUGCAGACUCCCUUUUACCCUGGAAGUUAUCCCAACAAUGCUGACUGCGUGUGGGAAAUACAAGUAGAGAACAAUUUCCGUGUUAUGCUCACAUUUAGAGAUAUCGAGAUGCAAAGCGGCAGAUGCCAGUAUGACUACAUUGAAGUCUACGACGGGCCUCUACGUUCCUCCCCGCUUCUUGGGAGACUUUGCUCUGGUUCCUUUCUCACGUACACAUCCUCUUCAAACAUGAUGACCAUUCACUUUCACAGCGAUUCUAGAGGCACCUUCAGAGGGUUUCAGGCUCACUACUCCUCCAUUCCAGCAGUUCACAACUCUAGUAAGUUGCUGUGUUUGCCAGACUACAUGCAUGCAGUGCUUAGCAUAGACUACCUCCAGUCUCAGGGCUACUCAGCGGAGAUGGUCACUCUGAAUGAUGAUCGGUGUAGACCAACAAUCACACCACGUGAGGUUAUAUUCAACAUUCCCUACAACGACUGUGGGACCACACGAGAGGAGAACAAUGAUACCAUCAACUAUUCCAACAUGAUCAAAAUUAUGUCUUCCGGGUACAUAAUCAGGAGGAAAAAGAAUAUUAACUUACACAUCAGUUGCAAAAUGCUGCAGGAAACAUGGAUGCAAAUAAUGUAUGUUGCUGAGGACACUGUAGAUGUGCAUGAAAAUCAGUUUGGAAGAUACACCAUGAACAUCACUUUCUACGAUUCCUCAUCAUUCUUGCGGCAAGUGCAUGACUCUCCGUACUACAUUGACUUGAACCAAAAUUUGUACCUUCAAGCUUAUCUGCACAGCUCUGAUCCAAAUCUGAUCCUGUUUGUGGACACAUGUGUGGCAUCACCUGAUCCUCAUGAUUUCAACAGACUGGCCUAUGAUAUAAUCAGGAACGGAUGUGUUAGAGAUUCUUCCUACGUCACAUAUAACUCACCCUACAGCCACUUUGCUCGGUUCAAGUUUAAUGCCUUUGAGUUCAUCAGUCAGCAUUCAUUAGUCUACCUGCGCUGCGAGCUGGUGGUGUGCAGGCUUCGUGACUACUCCUCCCGCUGCUACCGGGGCUGUGUUAGCAGGGCCAAGAGAGAUGCAAGUUCUGCUGAGGAAAGAGUGAACGUGGUUGUGGGGCCACUUCAGCUUCGAGGAGGGGGUGCUAAGAGUAGGAAUAUUGGUAAAGUCCAAUAA